This is a messenger RNA of Gavialis gangeticus (Gharial), 1973 nucleotides long. RefSeq names its product nephronectin (gene NPNT). Gene Ontology annotation, molecular function: calcium ion binding. The transcript has 13 exons. The record is from RefSeq and is a predicted model, not a curated record. NCBI's taxonomy places the organism in Eukaryota, Metazoa, Chordata, Crocodylia, Gavialidae. Gene Ontology annotation, cellular component: membrane. The coding region runs from base 28 to 1848 and encodes 606 amino acids.
CGCUCGGAGCCCGGUCUGGUGCGGGCAAUGGCCCCGCUGCUGGGCGUCGCGCUGCUGUGCUGCCUGCCCCUCGCGGCGGCCGGGGAGCUGGACGGGAGGUGGCGUAGGCAAAUAAUUUCCUCAACAGGAUUGUGUCGGUUUGGAAGUAGGAUUGACUGUUGCUGGGGCUGGGCCCGUCAGUCGUGGGGGCAGUGCCAACCUUUCUACGUCUUAAGGCAGAGAAUAGCCAGGCUGAGGUGCCAGCUCAAAGCCAUAUGUCAGCCUAGAUGCAAACACGGUGAAUGUGUUGGACCAAACAAAUGCAAGUGUCAUCCAGGAUACACUGGAAAAACCUGCAACCAAGAUCUUAAUGAGUGUGGACUAAAGCCUCGGCCGUGCAAACACCGAUGCAUGAACACCUAUGGCAGCUACAAGUGCUAUUGUCUGAAUGGAUACAUGCUCAUGCCGGAUGGAACGUGUUCUAAUGCCCUUUCUUGUUCUAUGGCCAACUGUCAGUAUGGCUGUGAUGUAGUGAAAGGAGAGGUCCGCUGCCGGUGUCCUUCUCCAGGGUUGCAGCUAGGGCCUGAUGGCAGGACCUGUGUAGAUGUUGAUGAAUGUGCUACUGGGAGAGUUGUCUGUCCCAGAUUUAGGAAAUGUGUUAACACUUUUGGGAGCUACAUUUGCAAGUGCCAUAAAGGCUUCGAUUUAAUGUAUAUCGGAGGCAAAUAUCAAUGCCAUGACAUAGAUGAAUGCUCAAUUGGCCAAUAUCAGUGUGGUGGUUUUUCCCGUUGUUACAAUACGCAGGGAUCCUACAAGUGUAAAUGUAAAGAAGGCUACAGAGGUGAUGGAACAAACUGCAUACUUAUUCCUAAAGUUAUGAUUGAACCAUCAAGUCCAUAUAACAUAUUCAAAGGCAACAGUACACGUCUUAAAGGCAGCAGUGGUAUGACCAAUAGGGUGCCUGAUAAUGGAGGCACAAGACAGCCAUUUAGACCACCGCAUAUACCUGCUGGUAUUACAGCAAGGCCUGCACCCAAGCCGACAGUAAGACCUACGCCCAAGCCAACUACGCGGCCUGCACCCAAACCAACUACCAGGUUUGCACCAAAGCAGAUUACAACAAGACCAGUACUGAAACCAGUAACAAGGCCUCCACCUCCACCACCGACAACAUCAUUGAGUACACCACCACCGGAAAGAACCCCAAGGUUAACAACGAAAGACCCUUCCCUUGUGCUUGCGGAAGCUACCUCUCCCCCUGGAAUUACAGUUGACAACAGGAUACAAAUAGAUCCGCAGAAACCAAGAGGGGAUGUUUUUAUUCCACGCCAGCCAGGAGUGAGCAAUAAUCUAUUUGAAAUAUUUGAAAUUGAAAAAGGGAUUAGUGCAGAUGAGUAUGAAGCAAAUGACGAUCCAGGUAUCCUGGUGCACAGCUGUAACUUUGAUAUUGGUCUCUGUGGCUGGAUCAAGGAUAAAGAUGAUGAUUUACAUUGGGAACCAGUUGCCGAUCCAUCAGGUGGACGGUAUCUUAUAGUCUCUGAAUCCAAGGGCAAAGAGGGAAGAGUAGCACGUCUGGUCCUGUCUCUUGGCCAGUUGGCUCAUUCAGGGGACUUGUGUCUGUCCUUUAGACACAAAGUAUCUGGGCUACAUCCUGGUACACUCCAACUAUUUGUAAGAAAAAAUGGUACUCACGGACCAGCAGUCUGGGGAAGAAAUGGUGGCCAUGGUUGGAGACAAACACACUUAACUUUACAAGGCUCAGGCAUCAAGAGCGUUAUUUUCAAAGGUGAAAAAGGAAAAGGGAGAACUGGCGACAUUGGACUGGAUGAUGUGAGCUUAAAGAAAGGCCACUGCUCUGAAAGACAUUAGCAAUGCAAGUAGACUGGCAAAGAACAUCUGUUAAUCUCCCCUUUCCCCUUAAUCCUACUCCCAUCAAGUGUGUAACCCCCCUCCCCCAAUCCUUUGGGCAAAAAGGAGAAAUAUUUAAAGAGUGA